AUGUUGAGGGCUCGUGCGUGGAAGGAUCGUAGCCAUCCCUUCGUGUGCGCAUUUUGCCGACAGAAUGCUGCCGUUGGUUCCAGAUCGCAACCUGAGCGAGCAUUGUCGGUAUCGGCUACUUCUUCAAAGUCCGUAAGGCUAUUGCGAGGGCAUGCCAGCGAACGCAGCGCAUUAGUCUUUUGCCAAACUCGAUCGCUACAUAGAACGGCAUAUCUCAACACUUCUGCGAAUGACAAUGAGGGUCCUUCUAGGCCUGGGAGUUUCCCGGGUGCGUUUUCCAAUACCGGCGUGGGAGGCUGGGGCUCAUUUGCAAAACCGAAUACGGCGUCAAGCAAUUCGACUUCAACGAAUGGAUUGCUCCCGCACGAGCGACUAGCGAGGCAGCAAUCGCCUGUCGUAGAGAACGUGCCGGCGAAAAAAGCGAGUGAGCCCGAGAAGAGCGUGGGAAAUCGGCAGAGAAGCAAUGCGCAAGCGACCAAGUCAAAGUCAGUUCUGGCCGACAUCUUCAAGACAAAUCGCGAGCCACGGCCUCCGCCAACACCCGAGUCGUGGUCUUCUGCAUCCAGGUCUGAGAGGGAUGGAGUCGAUAAGAAAGUCUCAACACUGUCUAAUGCAUUGAACCGACCCGGUGCAGCCGCCAAGGAUUCAUCAACAAGGUCAAAUAGUAGCAUCAAGACAACUGGAUGGGGCUCAUUCAGCCAUCGCAAAGCUGAGACAGCUACGCACACGCACGGAAUAGAUACUCGCGGGAAUCAGUCCGGUGUGUGGAGCGAGAUUACAAAAUCUCGAAAGCCCAAGCCCAAGUCAAAGCUUGGAACGAAGCCGCAUCAUCUGCAUGGCCAUGAAACUAAGACCUCAGCUGACAAACCUCCUCAAGACCAGAAAGUCCCGACUCAGGACUUUUGGGGAGAGCUAGAAACUAGGGCUACGGGCUUUAGAGGGAAAGAUAAGGGCCAGAAUGAAAAACAAAGACAAUCUACGGACAGGAGAAAGAACGCGCAGAUUAAUCAAGAUCAGUGGGAGGAGACAGCUAUACCUAUAAGGAAAGCUGAGGAUAAUGCUCAGCCCCAAAAGCAAAGGCGGAAGUCGAGGCUCGAGCUUGAAGAGGAGGAGGAGCCUGUGAAAUCUCGGUCCAAAUCAAAGGCAAAGAAGUCGCAAAGAGAAACACGAGCCGCUGAGGAUGACGACUGGGAUGACGAGGCCGUACACCGCUGGGAGCAGAAGCAACGUCGGAAGGCAGAAAAGGAGGCUCUCAAGCAGCAGGCCGUACAGGCAGAGCCACAAACCGUCCCAAUAUUCCUCCCAGAAUAUAUCAGCGCAUCAAACUUGUCAAAAGCUUUGAAACAGAAUGUAACCCCUUUUCUACAGGAUAUGGAAGAGAUGGGUUUCGAAAAUAUUACCAGUGAUACAAUCUUCACCGGAGAGACGGCAGCUCUGAUUGCAAUGGAAUAUGGCUUUGAGCCAACUGUUGAUUCUGGAUCACUUCGAGAUCUCAGACCCCGACCUUUGCUUGAAGAUGUCUCGACUUUGCCGUCUCGUCCUCCCGUCGUCACAAUCAUGGGCCACGUCGACCAUGGUAAAACUACUCUCUUGGACUGGCUUCGAAAGUCUUCAGUCGCAGCACAAGAGCAUGGUGGAAUCACUCAGCAUAUUGGUGCUUUUAUCGUCAAGAUGUCAUCCGGCAAAUCCAUCACCUUCCUCGAUACUCCUGGCCACGCCGCUUUCUUAUCGAUGCGACAGCGAGGAGCAAACGUGACAGACAUUGUGGUUCUUGUCGUUGCUGCCGAUGACAGUGUCAUGCCCCAGACUCUUGAAGCAUUGAAGCAUGCCACAAGCGCCAAGGUACCCAUUAUUGUCGCCAUCACAAAGGUUGACAAGGAAGAUGCUCGCAUUGACCAAGUUAAAGCAGACCUUUCCCGCCAUGGAGUCGAAAUUGAAGACUACGGUGGCGAUGUGCAGGUUGUCUGUGUCAGCGGGAAAACGGGUCAGGGCAUGGAAGAUUUGGAGGAGAAUAUUGUCACGCUCUCUGAAAUUCUCGAUGUCCGAGCUGAAGAUGACGGCAUGGCUGAAGGAUGGGUUCUCGAGUCUAGUAUUAAGCCUCAAGGCAAGGCUGCAACAAUCUUGGUCAAGAGAGGAACUCUUCGCCCGGGAGAUUUGAUUGUUGCCGGCAAGACUUGGGCAAAGAUCCGCGUGCUGCGUAACGAAGCUGGCCUCGAGCUGGAUUCAGCUCCUCCAGGAACACCAGUGGAGAUUCUCGGCUGGCGAGAGCUGCCUUCAGCCGGUGAGCAAGUGCUUCAGUCUCCUGACGAAGCCAAGGCCAAGUCAGCAGUCGAGUAUCGCCAAGAGAUGGCCGGGCGUGAGCAAAGCUCCAUCCAGCUGGCUGAGCAAGAACAGCGGCAGCGAGAAAAGGCGGCAGCGGAUGCUGCUGCUGCUGCGGCCGAGACAGAGGGCGCGCCAAAAGUCACCGCUGGAGAGUCGACUGCGACUGGAAUCUUCACCCAAAACUUCACGGUCAAGGCAGACGUGGUUGGAUCCGUGGAGGCUGUCUGCGGAACUGUGUUGGAGCUGGGUAGCCACGAGGUGCACCCCAAGAUUCUGCGAUCCUCUGCCGGCCAGAUUACGGAAUACGACAUUGACCACGCAGCAACGUCCAACAGCAUAAUCAUCAACUUCAACUGCACCAUCCCACCGCACAUUAAGCAGCGAGCAGAGGAGGCCAAGGUCAAGAUUCUGGACCACAAGGUCAUCUACCAUGUCAUCGACGAUGUCAAGGCGGCACUGUCCGAUCUAUUGCCCAUGAAUGUCACUUUCCGCGUCAACGGCGAAGCCGACGUGCUGCAAGUGUUCCCCAUCAACUUGAAGAAGCGUGUGUUUAGAAACAUUGCCGGCUGUAGAGUCCGAAACGGCUCUAUCAAGAGGUCGUCUCGCGUCAAGGUCAUUCGCCGGGGCGAGGUAAUCUACGAUGGCAAGAUAGACACGCUGAAGCAUGUGAAGAAGGAUGUUCAAGAAAUGGGCAAAGGAACGGAAUGCGGUAUCGGCUUGGAGGAAUUUGACGACUUCCAAGCGGAUGAUCAGAUCCAGACAUAUGAGGAGAUUAAGGAGAGGCGAAGCUUGUAA
Messenger RNA from Trichoderma gamsii, 3117 nucleotides. RefSeq names its product translation initiation factor IF-2. Gene Ontology annotation, molecular function: GTP binding; GTPase activity; translation initiation factor activity. Lineage: Eukaryota; Fungi; Ascomycota; Sordariomycetes; Hypocreales; Hypocreaceae. The record is from RefSeq and is a predicted model, not a curated record. The transcript is spliced from 3 exons. Gene Ontology annotation, biological process: translational initiation. The coding region runs from base 1 to 3117 and encodes 1038 amino acids.